CCGAGUGGUUGUCUCCCGACGCGUGUGUGUCAAAUGUGGUUUUCUGCGAUCUGUGACCCUCAUUAUUUUAGUGUCAGGCAGAAUUUGUUAUUAUUAAAAAUUUGAAUUUAAAUAUAUAAAAAUACCUUGAUAAUCAGUUUAAUUCUAUCAUUAGUUAUGAGUGUUCCGGUGGAAAGAUCGCCAAAGUUGUGCUCAAGAUGGUGGAUGACAUCUCAAAAAUCUAAAUCAGAAAUCUAUUCACAGAUUGAAAUUGUGGAACAUGAUAGUCCAUUUGAACGAAUUGACAUUGAGAUGAAGAAUGAACCUUCACAUAGCAACACAGCUAUUCAUCAGAUCAAGAGAGAGAAGCAAGAAGAUGGAUUUGCAGAACUUCAAUUGACAACAAAUAACGUCAAACAGGAGCCAAUAACCUCAGAGGAAGCCCCAACUACUACUCAGAUGGCGAUAGUUGCAGUAGAUAGCAGCCAAGAACCAGCGCCAGAGUUCAGCACUGCUUUCGCUCCAACCGAUAAUGACUUCAGCCAACAACAUUAUUUAAUCCCUGGCUACAAUCUAAUAUUCAUCAAAGAAGAAGAUUCCCAAGAUGUAGAAGACAUUUCAGAAGAAAUUAACUUUGGCACAGUGAAGAGUGAAGCAGAGAUGUGGCCUUCUAUCAGCGGCACUGACAAUGCAACAGAAGUGGGUGGAGUGGAUGCACAUCCUAUCUCUCCAGUUGAGGAGUGCACUGAGCCACCUGUGGCUGGUGAAGAGACCAAGCUCUACAGCUGUGAUGACAGCAGCUAUGAAACUCCAUCGAUUACUGCUUUGAAAAGACACAUUAGAAGACACACUAAGGAAAAGCCUUUUAGUUGUGAGAUCUGUGACUAUAAAUGUGCUACUUCAGACUAUAUGAAAAUACAUAUCAGAACACAUACAGUUGAAAAACCAUUCAGUUGCGAAUUUUGUCACUACAAAUGUGCUAAUUCAAACCAUUUGAAAGUACAUAUCAGAUCACAUACAGGUGAAAAACCAUUCAGUUGUAAAUUAUGUGACUACAAAUGUGCUAUUUCAGCCAAUUUGAAAGUUCAUAUCAGAACACAUUCAGGUGUGAAACCAUUUAGUUGCAAAUUUUGUGACUACAAAUGUGCUAUUUCAGCCACAUUGAAAGCUCAUAUCAGAACACAUACAGGUGAGAAACCAUACAAUUGUGACCUUUGUAACUUUAAAUGUGCUACUUCAAGACAAUUGAAGAGACAUAUCAGAACACACACUGGUGAAAAACCAUUUAGUUGCGAAUUUUGUGACUACAAAUGUUCAUAUUCAGACUAUUUGAAAGAACAUAUCAGAACACAUACAGGUGAGAAACCAUUCAGUUGUGACCUUUGUAACUUCAAAUGUACCACUUCAAGCUAUUUGAAAAUACAUAUCAGAUCACAUACAGGUGAAAAACCAUUUUGUUGUAAAUUAUGUGACUAUAAAUGUGCAAAUUCAGGUACUUUGAAGGCACAUAAUAUUAGAAAACAUUCAGGUGAAAAACCAUUUAGUUGUAACUUUUGUGACUACAAAUGUGCUACUUCAGACUAUAUGAAAAUACAUAACAGAACACAUACAGGUGAAAAACCAUUCAGUUGCGAAUUUUGUGACUACAAAUGUGCUACUUCAAACAAUUUAAAAAAACAUUUCAGAACACAUACAGGUGAGAAACCAUUCAGUUGUGACCUUUGUAACUUCAAAUGUGCUACUUCAGGCCAAUUGAGAAUACAUAUCAGAUCACACACUGGUGAAAAACCAUUUAGUUGCGAAUUUUGUGACUACAAAUGUGCUACUUCAAACAAUUUAAAAAAACAUUUCAGAACACAUACAGGUGAGAAACCAUUCAGUUGUGACCUUUGUGACUUUAAAUGUGCUACUUCAAACAAUUUGAAAAUACAUAUGAGAAGACACACUGGAGAAAAGCCUUUUAGUUGUGAGAUGUGUGACUAUAAAUGCAGUCUGAAAUCUAGCUUGAAAUUACAUUUCAGAACACAUACAGGUGAAAAACCAUUUAGUUGUGACCUUUGUAACUUCAAAUGUGCUACUUCAGGCCAAUUGAGAAUACAUAUCAGAUCACACACUGGUGAAAAACCAUUUAGUUGCGAAUUUUGUGACUUUAAAUGUGCUACUUCAGGUAAUUUGAAAGUACAUAUUCGAACACAUACAGGUUAAGAACCUUUUAGUUUCGAAUUUUGUGACCAUAAAUGUUCUCGUUCAAAUGAUUUGAAGAAACAAAUCUGAAAACACACUGGGGGAAAGCCUAUGAAGAAAAAAUUGUGAGAUUUUUAUUUAUAAAAUAUGAUAAAUUCCACUUAGUUUAAGAAGACCCAUAGCACUUUAUACAAAACAAAAUAGCACUUUACAGGAAUAAACCAUAAAUUAAUGUAAAACUGGAAUUAUGACUUUGAUUUGAUACACUAGAAUUAUGAAUUAUGUGACUUUUAAUGUGCUGAUUUAUAUACUUUGAAGGCACAUAAUAAAGUCCAUACAGUUGAAAAAUAAUUGAAUAAGUAGUCUUAUCAGUUGUAUUGACAUUUUUUGUUCCUCAAUCGAUCAAGAUAAAUCUAUGAUUGGAGUCAGUUGCUCGUUUGUGAAAUUAUAUAAUCUAUUGUAACUUAAUUCAGUAAAUUCCAACUGAAUAGAAGAUUUAAAGUUUUGUGUACUGACGAGGAUGACAUGAAGGUUAGCACUUAGCAGAUCGAAACAUCAAUUGGGAAUAAUAAGUGCAAUUGCAUGCAAGUUGAGUCUAUGUCUUUCUCCAUCUUCCAGAUACUUUCCUCUCCUUAUAUUUACUUAUCCAGAAAUAUUAAUUUGCAGCAAUCAAAGCAACAAGUUGGUGAGUUUCUAAUGAUUUUUUCUUGAAACUUGGUCUUGCAUGGAGCUUUCCCACUCUCGUUAUGUAAAGAAUAUUCAUGCCUUUUCAAUUGUAAAUUCGUAAAAUUAGAUGCAAUCCACAUUAAUUGCAAUUACAUAUAGUAUUUGUCUUCUAUGGGAGAACAUAGGUACGGUACCUGAUAUUCUUCAAGACACCAAUGAGCCUCAGAACUGUCAUAUAUCAACCAAGUCCGCCAGUUUAUAGUGUUCUUGAGGAAUCAUGUCUGAAUAGUCAUUAUUAGACUCACAGUCAUAUUGAAAAUGUUUAGUUGUAGACUGCUAGUAAAUCGAUAAUUAUCCAUUCAAUCCCACAACACAGAGAGAUUGUCUUGUUGGGAGAUUCAUACAUGAUUCAAGGUUCAUCUGAUUUAUAAAAUUAAUUGUUAGCCCAUUAAAUUUAAGCAUUGAGUAAUUAUUAGACUCAUAGUCAUGUGUAAUGUGUUCAGUUAUGAAUGUAGCCUAUAGCAGUCUCCUCAAAUGUGAAAAGAUCCAUUCUGAUGAUCCUAUCUUCAUGACAAUCAAAUUUUUAUUAAAUGAUCACCUCUUCAACAACAAAACGACAAUAUUUUCUUUGCAAAACCCUUUGAACUGCUAUGCUUCAUAUUAUGAUGUUAUUGUUGUUAAUAUGGCUGUGUUGAUUACCUCAAAAAGCCUCCUGGCUUUGGUGAUUGAUAAUGUGUGUAAUAUUAUAGAUUUUAUUAUUUAUUGAGAAUAAUAUGGGAUACAACUUGAGAGGGACUAGUUGAUUUUAUUUUAUGGACAGAGGUAUAUUCUUUUGGGGUAAAACCUAUCUGGAUGGGGGCAUGGAACGGCCAAGAGAGAACAAUACCCCUCCUCCAACGCCGGUGAAAUGGGAAACAAUAACUGUCAACCCAUGUCAAUUCUCAAGCAAUAGAUCUUUUAAUGCCCCCAUCCAGAUAGGUUUAGAGCAGAAAAUGUAUUUUCAAAACCUACUGUAAAAUCCAACACUCUGGUCCGCAACUUACAACUCGACAUGAUAAUCGUUUAAAAAAUAUCAACUAGCACUAAUAAGAAAUUAGUUAUUUGAUAUUAUUAGAAUAGGCUCAAAUAAUAUUACAAUAGGCUUUGUGUUCCAUAAUGAUGGAAUUCAACUAUUUUUCUAAAUUUAAUAAGAAUGACUUGAAAAUUCUGUUUUGAAACAAUAUGUACAUCUCUGAUAACCUGAUACGAGUUAUAAAAUCGUCAUAGUCAUACUAAAAUCAUUUAUUGCGUGAAACACACAAUUUAAUUGCAGGGUUUUUACUACACUGUUAUAUGCCUUUACAGCUUAGAUCUUUGUCGCAUCUUGAUAAGCUCUGCAUGAACUCCAUGUUAUACCAAAAGCUACAGAGUAUAGACUGUCUAAUAGUUGGAAAUUAUAACUUUGAUGGACCUGUAUAGAACACGGAAAUGGGAACCCCUGAGUAAAAGUCUAAGUGUGGAAUAAUGUCACUAAACUUAACAGGAUGGGGGCAUACGCUUCAUUGCACAAGGGUCGAAAAUGUGCUAAAAUUACCUGCCAAAGGGUCUCACAGUUGUAUUGUUCUCGCUUGACCGUCCCAUGCCCCCAUUGAGAUAGGUUUUACCCUUCUUUUGAAUAUCAAUUUUGUAUUAUAUCACAAAAAGCAAUAAUUCACUAGAGAUUCAUUAUAUUAAUAUUAUUUAGAUUAUUAACAUAUUAUUAUUAUUAAUAGUGUUUAGCUAUCUAUUGUAAGAGAAACUUCUUGUUAACAGAUUCUAUUUUUAAAGAAUAUUCUAUAGAUUUCUCCUGUCUUCUAUCAUUAAUUCACUUCAAUUUAUCAACUUUCAAUAAAUUCUCGAAAUAGUCCUAGCCUACAAUUUUGAUAUUUCUAGCUUGUUCUACAAAUAAGUGUUGCCCACGAAGUUAAAAAAGUCACCUUACUUUUUGAACACACCUCGUAUAUCGAUGAGAAUCUUGAAUUGAAUUGAGUUUAUUUCGCCAAAUUAUACAUGAUUAUAAUAUUUAAAAAGGGCACAAAAUGCAAGCAGCACAACGUAACAAUUUUGUAAAAUAAAACUUAUAAUGUCUAAUCUUAGUGUGAAGAGACAAGUAUUUUUUAUUGUAAAUGGAUUGCACCAGCCCUAGGCCUUUACGAGCUUUCUUUACUCUAUCCUGUUGUGAUAAUCUCUCCGAAAUAACCUCUCCUAAAUAUUUAAAACCUGGAACCCUGUUGAUUGUUCUAUAUUUAGUUUGUAGUCUGGUAACUUCUAGGUUUGUGGUUGUGAACACUGUUUUUUCGAAGGAUAUUUGUAAGCCAACUUUUUCUGCACAUUCUUUCAAAGUUUCUAUUUGUUUUAUUGCAACUUCGCCCGAGUCUGCCAUUAUUGCAAGAUCAUCCGCAAAAACCAAAUAAGGUAUUUGUA
Nilaparvata lugens (brown planthopper) is the source of this 5271-nucleotide messenger RNA. Its product is annotated as gastrula zinc finger protein XlCGF57.1-like. The record is from RefSeq and is a predicted model, not a curated record. NCBI's taxonomy places the organism in Eukaryota, Metazoa, Arthropoda, Insecta, Hemiptera, Delphacidae. Gene Ontology annotation, molecular function: RNA polymerase II cis-regulatory region sequence-specific DNA binding; DNA-binding transcription factor activity, RNA polymerase II-specific. Gene Ontology annotation, biological process: regulation of DNA-templated transcription. The transcript is spliced from 6 exons. The coding region runs from base 157 to 2184 and encodes 675 amino acids.